Messenger RNA from Hydractinia symbiolongicarpus, 539 nucleotides. RefSeq lists its product as uncharacterized. The transcript has 3 exons. The record is from RefSeq and is a predicted model, not a curated record. The coding region runs from base 36 to 539 and encodes 167 amino acids. Lineage: Eukaryota; Metazoa; Cnidaria; Hydrozoa; Anthoathecata; Hydractiniidae.
AUUUUCAAUAUUAUUAAUAUAAUAUUUAUUAUAAGAUGUUUUCAGUUUCAGGACUUGUUCACAGUAUGAGCUACGAUACACAUAGAAACACAUUGUACUACGCUCGCUGGUCUUCAACGAAGAAAAACAGUGUAGAUGCAUUACUUCAUGUAGGAACUAAAAAUCAACAAAAGGUUACGCUUCUGACAUUAAAUUUGGCUUUGGCAGUGGAGUAUGAGCCUUGGUUUCAAUAUCUGUUUAUUGCAGCUGGCUCACAAAUCCUUAGAUAUGACACAAGAAGUAAAACCACCCAUACUAUUGUGACAUCCAGAAAGCUUGCUUUUGUUGUCACAGUAGAUCCAAUUACAGAGAAGGUGUUUUGGAUAGAUCAACCCAGUGCUAAAGAUAAAAAGGAACAUUCUUUGCUAUAUGCUGCGAUUGGUUAUCAGACGGCAACUGCGGCUCCGGGCAAAACGCUAUGGAUCAACUGUUACACCAGUGAACACGAUAUAGUUUUCUCGAAAACUCAAACAUCUAAUACAUCUUUUGUGAAAUUAUGA